CAUUGUCUCACAAUCGGUGCACUCAUUGUCAUUGAGUUUGAAUUGCAUUCACAACACGUUUUCAUAGUAUUUCAUAAACAAUUAAAUCGGAUCUGAAUUUGAAAUAUUAGUUUUGAUCAUAAGUUAAACCAUUUGAAGCAAUCAUGAGUAAAGCACAUCCACCGGAACUCAAGAAGUACAUGGAUAAGCGAUUGUCACUGAAACUGAACGGCAACCGACAAAUCAAUGGUAUUUUGCGAGGAUUUGAUCCCUUCAUGAAUUUAGUGGUCGACGAAGCCGUCGAAGAGACCCGAAAGGGAGAGAAGAUUCCCAUCGGAAUGGUUGUCAUCAGAGGUAACGCCGUCGUCCUCCUCGAAUCAUUGGAUCGCAUCUGA
Molecule: messenger RNA, 374 nt
Organism: Oppiella nova
Lineage: Eukaryota; Metazoa; Arthropoda; Arachnida; Sarcoptiformes; Oppiidae
Source: the annotation of a GenBank genome assembly